AUGCUGCUACUAUCGCUCGCAUCAACUACCGUGCAUCAUCCAGAGUUCCAAUUCCCGACGCCAUUCCAUGAUGUACUCUUUGGCUGGGAUUGGAUUCGAGAGAAUCUACUUCUUGACAAGUUCGAUCGACCAUACUUGGCGCGGCUGGGUGUGUGUGGGGAGCUCAUCGGUGGCUCCCUGGCGACGAUGCUGGCCUUGACCGAGUGUCGUCUUGGAGAAACUCGAAUUGCUGCUGCUGCUGUAAACAAUCCCAUCGCAGACUGGGUCUUCCCAGAUGAGCUCCCAGCCGUUGAUCCUUCUGAGCUUCCAGAACCCAUGGCCCCUGAUGAGACGUCAUUCCAAGCCGACGGUGAUAUUAUGGAGCUGUCUCCGGUUCUGGCAGAGAAGAAGCGUGGCCGCAAGCCUGGGAAGAAAACUGCAAAGACUUCUAUCCUGACUGCGUGGGAGCGGUACGGUGACAACAAGGUGAUACCCUCGUUGACGCUGUCCGCGGAACGCGACGUCCUUUUCCGCAGACCGCAGGACUAUCUCGACCGCUUUGCCGCGCCAAUACACUUCUUCCGGUCGCCACAUGCGCAAUUAUUGAUGCCUCAACAGGAUGACAUGUUUGCAUCCCAUCAGCCCGACGAAGAUCUCGACUUCGAAGCUCAAAUGACCAUGGACCACUAUAACUCCGUGAAUCGCCAGACACCACCACCUCCAGAAGUUCCCAUGUUGAGUAGAUGUAGAGCCUACGCACGCAACUAUCCUGCUGCUGGUUCAAACUUACGUCUCCCAGAAUGGAACAUCACUACCGGAACUGAAAGUCCGCUGCUCGAUCAAGGGGCGGAGCUUGUGAAAGUGCUCAGGCGUAGCACGGCCCGGCACUUGUUGAAGUCUCACGCAGGCCGUACGCGCUGGCAUGAUGCCGAUGAGAAGGCGAUAUACGAAGAGCAUGCGCAUGGGAAGGUACUGCACAACGAGCUACCGGGAGUUGGUCUUUGGACUGAGCAGACGAACGAUGCCUGGACGAAGGACGUACAGAGUGUUGGCGCAUGGAUGAAGGAGCGCUUGGAAUUGGGAAAUGCUUGA
This is a messenger RNA of Parastagonospora nodorum SN15, 1071 nucleotides long. RefSeq lists its product as hypothetical. The coding region runs from base 1 to 1071 and encodes 356 amino acids. Gene Ontology annotation, molecular function: hydrolase activity. The record is from RefSeq and is a predicted model, not a curated record. The transcript has a single exon. Lineage: Eukaryota; Fungi; Ascomycota; Dothideomycetes; Pleosporales; Phaeosphaeriaceae.